Molecule: messenger RNA, 2854 nt
Organism: Epinephelus lanceolatus (giant grouper)
Lineage: Eukaryota; Metazoa; Chordata; Actinopteri; Perciformes; Serranidae
Gene: lpar3
Product: lysophosphatidic acid receptor 3
Biological process (GO): G protein-coupled receptor signaling pathway
Cellular component (GO): membrane
Molecular function (GO): lysophosphatidic acid receptor activity
Source: RefSeq, a predicted model, not a curated record
GGCACACGCCCUCUACGUCACCGAGCUGAAGCCUCAAAGUGUAGACGCUCAACUUUCCUGCCUUCACUUCGUCCUCUGGCUCUGUGCUGUCACUUCACUCGGUCCACGGCUGCGGAGGCGCUCUGCAGCAGGGGAAACAUGUUCAGUAACUCAGCACGGAAUAUUUCGCAACUCGUCUACUGACUCACCGCUCACAGCCCUUUACCACAGGUAAACCCACCUGGGUGGUUGUUCUUCACGACUCGCCUCUAAAAUGGCCCAACAGAAUCACACCUGUCAUUACAAUGAGUCCAUGGGCUUUUUCUACAACAAUAGCGGCGCUGAUGACAAAUGGGACAAAACCCAGCUCAUCCUGGUGCAGGUGGUGGGCUCUCUCUUCUGCUGCUUCAUCCUAGUCUCCAAUGCCAUGGUCAUAGCUGCUGUCAUCACCAACAAGAGGUUCCACUACCCUUUUUACUAUCUCCUAGCCAACCUCGCCGCCUCGGACUUCCUGGCAGGCAUAGCGUAUGUUUACUUGAUGUUUAACACGGGUGAGGUGUCACGGAAACUUACAGUCAAAGGAUACUUCAUCCGCCAAGGUCUUCUGGACAUCAGUCUCUCAGCCUCGCUGGCUAACCUGCUGGUGAUAGCUCUGGAGCGCUACAUCUCCGUCAUGAACUGGAAAGUCCAUAGCAACCUGACGAAGAGGAGAGUGACCCUGCUGAUUGUGCUGGUGUGGGCUAUCUCCAUCUUCAUGGGGGCCGUGCCAAGUCUGGGCUGGAACUGCAUCUGCAACCUGAGCGACUGCUCCCAGCUGGCUCCCCUCUUCAGCAGGAGCUACCUGAUCUUCUGGUCUGUGUCUAACCUGGUGGUGUUCCUGGUGAUGGUGGUGAUCUACAUGAGGAUCUACACCUAUGUGAAGAGGAAGACGGCGGUGCUCACGCCACACACCAGCGGCUCCAUUAACCGCAAGAGGACGCCCAUCAAGCUCAUCAAGACGGUCAUGGUUGUGCUCGGGGCCUUUGUGAUCUGCUGGACUCCUGGCCUGGUGGUUCUGCUGCUGGAUGGCCUCCACUGUACAAGUUGUAAAGUCAUGAAACUAAAACGCUGGCUGCUGCUCCUGGCUGUACUCAACUCGGUCAUGAACCCGUGCAUCUACUCCUACAAGGACGAGGAAAUGUGGACAACCUUCAAGAACCUUUUGCGCUGCAUCGGUAAUGGCACGCGGCGACAGCGGUCGACGAAGGCCAACUCCAGGCCGCUCAGCUCUGCUCAGGAUACAGGCAACAGUCAGCCUCCCUCGGAGGAGACAAAAAAUGACGACCAGGGCAUACUCAAGACCUGAAAAUGGAAGUUGUUAAGAAUUAUCCAGAACUUCUGUUCAGCUCUGACUGGACGUACCUUAUGAAGACACAGAUUGGAGCUGACUUGAAAGAGAAACUACACCAGUUGGUCUCAGGGGGUCGUUGUUGUCCUCAGAUCACAAGUACUUUCCUGAAGAGACACUGCAGGCUGGCUGCUCCAGUGUAGAGCUGGUGACAAGGAGAUAAGAAGAGACCUUGAUGCACUUCUAAUUCCACAAAAGGAUGCAAAGAUGUGUUUUUUUCAGGGUUUUACUGUUUUGGACACAAUACUUCCAUUCAUGUGUAAUGGGAGAUUCUCGUAGCUGUUUCAUCCUGCUCUUUUUGUCUUCCUCAUCACAUCCCUGUGGGUUAUUUAAACUUAGAAACUUCUCCAUUGUAAUGGCUGAAGAAAGAAACCAGUAUGAAGUACACAGCAGUACAUUUCUAUUUUUACCUCUAAAAAGGGUAAAAAUCAUGCAAAGGGUGAACUUAACGUCCCCACUAAUAUAGAUUUGUGUACAUCUGAUUGUCUUCAGGUUUACUUCCUGUGUAGCUUUUGAGGAAGCUGUCGUGGAUGAUCCAGUGAAGACGUGUAGCCUGUUUGUAGUCAAGUACUAUAAAACUAAAGGUUUGCUUGUGGAGGGCUCAGUCUUAUAGAUUAUUUCUUGUUUUUAAACACAGCUAGUGUGCUGCUGUAUGUAUCUUCUUGUACAUCCUGUAAAAAUGCUUUCAGGAAGAGGUGAAGUAAUUUCAGCUGCGUGACAGCCAGCCUGCACAGCAUGGUCUUGAUGUUUCGGCCAUCAUUUGCAAAAUUAAGGUUUUAAAAUCACACCCUGCUUUCUUUUGAGAAGCAGGUUUGCCAGUGGGGAACAGAUAACAGAGUCUCUCCUUUCUUGUUCCCUCUGUCAUCUUUUAUCAGUUCUGAAAGUCUGCCUCACCUCACGGAGGCAAACUUGUUCUCCCUGUAGCAUCUGCCCCAACUCACUGAGUGGCUGCUGUUGCUCUGACAAAACAGCUGCUCACCUGACAGGGCAGGGGUUGUAAAAUGGUGUUUCGACACACUGGAUUCCUGCCGGAGUUUCAGCAUACCAUGUGUGCCUGCAUGAACCGAAGAGGAUAUGACUGAAUAGACUAACUACCCCUCCCACAUACACACACAAGUCCCUCUCUCCCUCGACUGCUCUGACGCUUCCAUUGCUAAAUCAUUGACAGGGUUCAAAUGACUCUUCUUCAGCCUGCUGUAUAGUAUUUAUGCCACUCCUGCUGUAAAAGACACGACACCAUUGAAGCUAUUUCAUUUUUAUCCUGGGAGUGUAGGAAAGCCACAUGCGAGAGUGGUGAUUGGAAAGGUUUACAGCUGAAAUGGUGGUGUUUGUUUAUCACACUGAGAUUAUUCAUGUUCAUUCCUAUGUCCUGUGACUUCCAAACAGGACAUUUAAAAUCAUAAAAAUUCAUUUUGUAAAGUAACACAUUUUUUGGAAUUGUUAUGUUUUUUUAAUGUCGAACAUCAAACUUGACAACCUGUAUAAUAA